CUACGCCAUAGCUGACAACGCUUACCGCAUGAUGUGCUCUGAACUAAAUAACCACUUCAUCCUGAUCUCUGGAGAGAGCGGGGCGGGGAAGACGGAGGCCUCCAAGAAGAUUCUCCAGUAUUUUGCGGUGACCUGCCCCAUGACCGAGUCACUACAAGUAGCCCGUGACAGACUGCUACUCUCCAACCCCGUGCUGGAGGCUUUUGGAAAUGCCAAAACACUCCGGAAUGACAACUCCAGCAGAUUUGGAAAAUACAUGGACAUUCAAUUUGACUUUCAGGGCAUUCCCAUAGGUGGGCACAUCAUCAGUUAUUUGAUAGAAAAGUCCCGCGUCGUCCACCAAAACCAUGGUGAGCGGAAUUUCCACAUCUUCUACCAGCUGCUUGCUGGUGGUGAAGCAGAGCGCCUCGCUUACCUGGGACUUGAGCGAGACCCCCAGCUGUACAAAUACCUCUCACAGGGUCAUUGUGCCAAAGAGUCAUCUCUCAACGACAAGAACGACUGGAAGACUGUUUCCAAUGCCUUUUCUGUCAUCGAUUUUACCGAAGCUGACCUUGAGAAUCUCUUUGGAAUUAUUGCCAGCAUCCUGCACCUGGGGAAUAUUUGUUUUGAAGAGGGUCCCCAUGGCUGCGCCGCCAUCCCAGACACCCACGAGAUCAAGUGGAUCGCCAAGCUCCUGGGAGUCUCUCCAUCGAUCCUUCUGGAAGCUCUCACCCACAGAAAGAUUGAAGCCAAAACUGAUGAGGUGAUCUGCCCAUUGACGCUAGAACUGUCUGUCUAUGCCAGGGAUGCCAUGGCGAAGGCUGUUUAUGGGCGGACAUUUACUUGGCUGGUCAACAAAAUCAACUCCUCCUUAGUUAAUAAGGAUUUCACCAGGAAAACAGUGAUUGGACUGUUGGAUAUCUAUGGGUUCGAAGUCUUUGACAAGAAUGGUUUUGAACAGUUCUGUAUAAAUUACUGCAAUGAGAAACUACAGCAAUUACUAAUAGAAAGGACUCUGAAAGCAGAGCAGACCGAGUAUGAAAUGGAGGGGAUAGAGUGGGAGCCAAUUCAGUAUUUCAACAACAAGAUCAUCUGUGAUUUGGUGGAAGAGAGACACAAAGGAAUCAUAUCCAUUCUGGAUGAAGAAUGUUUUCGUCCUGGUCCUGCUACAGACUUGAGCUUCCUGGAGAGACUGGAAGAGAAAGUAGGCAAGCACGCACACUUCCAGACCCGUAAACUGGCCGGUCCAAAGAGCCGAAAGCGGAUUGGCUGGAUGGAGUUCCAGCUCCUCCACUAUGCAGGAGAGGUCACUUACUGCACCAAGGGAUUCUUGGAAAAAAACAAUGAUCUCCUUUACAGACAUUUGAAAGAAGUACUGUGCAGGUCCAAGAACAGCAUCCUGAGGCAAUGCUUCCUGGUGGCCGAGUUAGAAAACCGGAGGAGGUCGCCAACCGUGGGCACCCAGUUUAAGAACAGCCUGAGCAGCCUUCUAGAAAUCCUCAUCUCCAAGGAACCCUCGUACAUCCGCUGCAUCAAGCCCAACGAGAGGAAAGAGCCCAGCAAGUUCGACGACCUCCUCAUACGGCAUCAGAUCAAGUACCUGGGGCUGAUGGAGCACCUGCGGGUACGGCGGGCCGGCUUUGCGUACCGGCGGAAGUACGAGCACUUCUUGCAGAGGUACAAGUCCUUGUGCCCUGACACCUGGCCACACUGGCGCGGACCUCCAGCAGAGGGAGUAGAACGGCUGAUCAAGUACAUCGGCUACAAACCCGAGGAGUACAAGUUAGGCAAAACCAAAAUAUUCAUUCGUUUCCCCAGAACUCUGUUUGCUACCGAAGAUGCCUUUGAAUUUAGCAAACAUCAAUUAGUGGCAAAAAUCCAAGCCACAUACAAAGGCUGCAUGGGAAGGAGAGAAUACGUGAAGAAGAGACAGGCAGCCAUCAAGCUGGAAACCCACUGGCGUGGAGCCCUGGCGCGGACGGAGGCCAAGAGGAGGAGGUGGGCUGUGCAGGUGAUAAGAAGGUUCAUCAAAGGAUUCAUCAAUCGCAACAAACCCCUGUGUCCUGACAACGAGGAGUUUGUAGUGUUCGUGCGGAAGAAUUACAUCUUGAACCUCCGGCAUCACAUUCCAAAGAACGUCUUAGACAAGAGCUGGCUGAAGCCACCUGGCAUCUUGGAAAAUGCAUCGGACUUGCUCAGGAAAAUGUGCAUGAGGAACCUGGUGCGGAAGUACUGCCGAGGGAUCACUCCACAGCGGAAGGCCAUGAUGCAGCAAAAAGUGGUUACAAGUGAAAUAUUCAGGGGGAAGAAAGAAGGCUACACGGAAAGUUUAAACCAGUCCUUUGCCAACAGUCGGAUAGAUGAAGGAGACGUUAGUCCCAAAGUGCUCCAGCUAAUCAGCAAUGAAAACAUCCAGUAUGGUAUCCCGGUCAUUAAAUAUGACAGGAAAGGCUUCAAGGCGCGGCAGCGGCAACUCAUUCUGACUCAGAAAGCAGCUUACGUGGUGGAACUUGCCAAAAUCAAGCAGAAAAUAGAGUACUCAGCACUCAAAGGUGUCUCCACUAGUAAUCUGGGUGAUGGAAUCUUGGUUAUCCAUGUUUCUCCAGAGGACAACAAGCAAAAGGGGGACGCCAUUUUACAGUGUGAACAUGUGUUUGAAGCAAUUACUAAGCUCGUUAUGCUGGUUAAGAAGGAGAACAUUGUAAAUGUUGUUCAAGGGAGUUUACAGUUUUAUAUUAGUCCUGGGAAAGAAGGCACAAUAGUUUUUGACACUGGACCGGAAGAACAAAUCUAUAAAGAUAAGAAUGGACAGUUAACGGUGGUGUCUGUCCGGAGGAAGUCCUGAUAGAGGGUGCCGUCAGCCCUCUACCGUGACCGUUUCUGCUGCCGCUGAGAAAAGUACUGGGGAAGCAGGAAUCUGAUCCUGUUAGCUACCUCAAGGAAAGAUUCCAGCAGCUCCCGGAAAAGGAUCCCAACUGAAGAAACUGAGUGGUAUGUUAUACCAAAGCCUAACCCCAGCUCCUUGGUUGCCCUGUGGCCCUAUAUUAAGAUGUCUUCUUCUGGGAACUGACCUCAAGUCACCUGAGGGCCUAGUUUUGAAGAUCCCAAAGAGGAUUUCCACUCAACAGGCAUUUAGAGUGGGCGACACAGUCUCUACCUUUGUCAAGCUCCCCUAAGACACAAUGGAUUAUUAUAUAUGGUCUUGAGAGUAAGUAAAUGAAGUUUCAUGAAGCUGCAAAAUUUGAAUUUUCCUUUGAACAGAUGGAACUUGGGCUCUUUGGGUCCCAGAUGGUGAGCUGAGUCCCUUCCCACCCCUCAGUAUUCAUUUUACUUGUUCACAAGCCACAGCACUUCCGCCCAAAUCUUCCUUUCAUCUUUUCCUUCCGAGCAGCCGUCUCUGCUGUGACCUCUACCUCAGCUCAGGGGCUUAGCUGCUGGGCAGUGCUGAAAAGACCCAGAGGACAGACUGAAAUAGAAGCAUUACGUAACUUUUAUUUUACAUACGUCCACAAUACUUGCACAACAUACAGCGACUACUCAACAGCAUUUUCUCAUAGCGCAGAGACAGAAAGGUUGAUGACACACUUAAAUGUGCUCUGGUUACUCUGGGCGGAGCCCUACAGAUAGCACACGCCGGAGAGGAAGGGCUGAGUGUCUUCACACUUGGGUCUUGAAUGGCUGUUGUAAGGUUCACACACACCUAACACGCAGAGAAGAGGGGAGAGGCCUGGGGUUCAAGCACAGCCAUCAGCAAGCUAACCCCCGACAGGAGGGUGAUGAAAGAGGAUAAGCCAGGAAUUGUCUCGGGCACAGGCCUCCAGUCACCACAAUCAGAUGACUUACUAAAAAAAAAAAACAAAACCUGAACAUGAUCACAACAGACCCAAAGCUCUUGAUUUUUUUAAACUGUAAGCUAUUACACUGUAAUAAAACCUUACUUUUUACCCCUUCUUAGGCCAGUGUUUUACUUGAUUUGUUCUUAAAUAGAAAUAUUGACUUUUAGAAAAAUCAGUUUCUCCUAGAGUAUGUUCCAGAACAAAGCUUGAAGGAGCCAAUGCGGUCCGUCCACUCAGCUACGUACAGCCAACGGUGUCAUCCGCCAUGGAAUGUGUUUCGAACCUGUCCGUGUCCCAGGGAGGCAAAGACUCAAAAGUUGGAGGAAAAGUGGAGGUAGAGAGAGCUGCCAGAAACGUUAGGUCAUAAGGCAUCGAAGCCAAAACGAAUCAGAUUGUUCCACACACUUAUCUUCACACAGACAUUGAAAACAGCACUUAUACAAUGGCUUUUCCAUUCCUACAGAAAACAUCAGAACUGACAUUCACUUGAACUUUCUAAAAAAGUUCAACCCAGAUGGCAGGGUUGGUCUUUAAAACUUCGAGUAUAAAAUAGGUAAGAAAUGUUAUUUUGUAAGCCCCCUUUCCUUAGCACUUAAUAAAAUCCAAAUGGCCUGAUAUAAAAGUUUCCCGCACAACGGUUAAAAAGCAUCUCUCCAGUACACGAUUUGCAGGUUCAGACAUGAUUGUUUUAAACGUUCACUGUAGGAUUUGCUGCUGGAUACAAAAUAAAGGCAUACAACUGCCACAGGCAGGGCAGUCUGUACAAAGUCCAGGAUGUAAAAACCACUUCAAAA
Tupaia belangeri chinensis (Chinese tree shrew) is the source of this 4612-nucleotide messenger RNA. RefSeq names its product unconventional myosin-Ih. Gene Ontology annotation, biological process: endocytosis; actin filament organization; actin filament-based movement. The record is from RefSeq and is a predicted model, not a curated record. The annotation marks the transcript as partial. Gene Ontology annotation, cellular component: microvillus; myosin complex; actin cytoskeleton. Gene Ontology annotation, molecular function: ATP binding; microfilament motor activity; actin filament binding. The transcript is spliced from 29 exons. NCBI's taxonomy places the organism in Eukaryota, Metazoa, Chordata, Mammalia, Scandentia, Tupaiidae.